AUGCCGCCCAAACGCAAGGCCGCCGCCGCCACCGGCUCCCGCCCAUCCAAGCGUGUGGCGUCGGGUGUCAACACGCCCGUCAGCAUGGGCAGUAGCGACGACGAAUACAUGUCCGACGACCCAGACGAUUACACGCCUCAGAACGACGACUACGAAGAGACUGUCAAGAAGUUCCAGCCAUCCUCGUACCGCUCCAAGAAUCCAAGGCCACAGGAAUCAGAUCAAGCCACUCGUCUCUUUCGCAGCGACAAGGAACUCUCCUCCCUCGAACUGAAACCCGACCACGCCGUGCGUCCGCUCUGGCUCGAUCCCGAAAAGGGCAGAAUCGUCGUCGAAACCUUUUCUCCUUCCUUCAAGCAGGCUCAGAAUUUCCUAAUCAACAUUGCCGAGCCCCAGUCGCGAACCACAAACGUCCACGAAUACACCAUCACUGGCCACAGUCUGUUUGCCGCCGUCUCGGUCGGCCUCACCACCGACGACAUUAUCCGCCAACUCGAGGUCUUUUCAAAAACAAAGCUCCCCGACAGUCUCAAAGAAUUCAUCUUCACUUCUACUCAGUCAUAUGGAAAGAUUCGUCUGGUCCUAAAGCACAACAGAUAUUACAUUGAAAGCCAGGAUGCGUCUGUCCUGCAAAUGCUUUUGCGCGAUCCUGUCGUUGGUCCGGCCAGAAUUCACGAAACCGAUGAAUUGAUUCAAGAAAAGGCUCCUCAACUAGGAGGUCUAGUCAUUCCAGGAACAAAGGACGCUGCUGGCGACGAUGACGAUGACGACGAAGACGAGGACGAUAAAAAGGAUGAAGCAGAACAAGACAUGACAGCCUACCUCAGAGAUGAAGACGAUGAUGACGAGGGUGAUGAAGUCCACUCGUUCGAAAUUGAUGGUGAAAAGAUUCAAGCAGUUCAACAACAAUGCAAUGUCACUUUGGGAUUACCUCUGACAAACGAAUACGAUUUCCGAAACGACGACAUCAAUGCAAACCUCGACAUUGAUUUGCGGCCUAUGGCUCAAAUCAGAUACUAUCAAGAACACGCUCUCAGCAAAAUGUUUGGCAAUGGUCGUGCCAGAAGUGGGAUCAUUGUUUUACCUUGCGGUGCCGGCAAGACUCUGGUCGGUAUCACUGCUGCUUGUACAGUCAAGAAAUCUGCCAUCGUCUUGUGCACUUCUGCCAUGAGUGCUUAUCAGUGGAAGAACGAAUUCUUGAAGUGGUCAAAUAUCAACCCGGAUGAUAUCGCCAUCUUCACUUCGGGCGAAAAGGAGAAGCUUAACCAACGAGCAGGCAUCAUCGUUUGCACUUACAGUAUGGUCACUCAAAAUACUCGAAGAGCUCACGACAGUCAGCAAGUAAUGGACUUUAUCCAGAAUCGAGAGUGGGGUUUGAUGGUUCUCGACGAGGUUCACGUCGUGCCUGCUGAAAUGUUUCGACGUGUCACAUCCAAAAUCAGAUCACACUCAAAACUCGGACUGACUGCUACCUUACUACGAGAAGAUGACAAGAUCAAGGAUUUGAACUUUCUCAUUGGUCCCAAAUUGUAUGAGGCCAACUGGCUACAAUUGUCGGAGGAAGGCCACAUUGCUCGUGUCCAAUGCGCUGAAGUCUGGUGUCCAAUGACAACCGAGUUCUAUGGCGAAUACCUCAAGGCUCGUACUACCAACAAGCGCUCCCUGCUCUCCACCAUGAAUCCCAGGAAGUUCCAAGCCUGUCAAUUCCUGAUAGACUAUCACGAAAAAAGAGGAGAUAAAAUUAUUGUCUUUUCUGACAACGUAUAUGCUCUCGAGAAAUAUGCCAAACGUCUGAAGAAGCCUUAUAUCUACGGAGACACGCCACAAAGAGAGCGUGAAAUGGUUUUGCAGAACUUCCAACAGAACGAAUCAGUGCGAACGAUCUUCUUGUCCAAGAUUGGAGACACCAGUCUAGAUCUGCCAGAGGCUACUUGCCUGAUUCAAGUUUCCAGUCAUUAUGGAAACGACGAGGGUUUCAACGCAUUCUUCUACUCACUUGUUUCUAAGGACACAAACGAAAUGUACUAUUCCUCGAAACGUCAAGCCUUCCUGGUCGACCAAGGCUACUCCUUCAAAGUCAUUACCCACCUUACAGGUAUCGACAAGGUUGAAGGCCUCCACUUCCGCGACACGUCUUCACGCAUGGAACUUCUCGAAGACGUCCUAAUGGCUGGCGAGGAAAGUGGCAGUGGACCAAAGGGCAAACCCGGUGUGCGUCGUACGGCUGGCGCCCUCUCCGAAUACGCUGGUGGCAAGGACAUGGCAUACAUCGAGUACAACAAGAGUAGAAACAAGGAGCUCAAGAAGAACAAACCGACGAGCAAGUUCUUCAAGGAUAUUCAGAGGACGAAUGAGAAGAGAAAGGCUGCCGCCAAGGCGGACAUGUGA
Molecule: messenger RNA, 2388 nt
Organism: Aureobasidium uvarum
Lineage: Eukaryota; Fungi; Ascomycota; Dothideomycetes; Dothideales; Saccotheciaceae
Source: the annotation of a GenBank genome assembly